GUUGUUAAUCAAUCAUUCCAUAGAUAAUUUAUUUAACCGUUCAGUGUUGCCAAAAUAAAUAAUUGAAAUUCUUGCCAUCUUUAUUAAACAAUUUUGAGAUUGAACGAACAAACUACAUCCGCGGCCGCGCAGGCGCAACAUCUUGACGUGACGUAAUUGCCCAUUCAUGCUUUUUAUUCAUUCAGAAAAUUAAGUUUUCAAAACAUUUUUGUGAUUAUGUGUUGUGUAAUCUGUAAUAGUUAUAAGUUGUGAGAUAAAAGUCACCUUAGGAAAAUACAUAGAAUAGAGUAAUAGAUCGCGGGUUUUCGCACAAAGUGCAUUUAAAUUCAUUGAUAGUAAAGUGCAAGUGCUGAGCACAUGCGCAAUGCAUGUCUGAGCUUAUUAGUCGUCCAAUGUGAAAAUAUUUAUACAUCAUGUUGAUGGAAUUGUGUGUACAUGAAAUGAAUAUUGUGUGUGGAUUUCAAUCAACGAGUCAAGUCGCAUACAGGCUCAAGUAGAACAUUACGACACUCCGGAAGUGGCGGGACAAGCCGGCCGAACGGGCUCGUUCCGAAAGAGAUAACAGCGGAUGAAAGAGAUAAACAGUUAUGGAUUUAACAUGGCGGACGAUACGCGUAAAGUGCGAGUCGAGGAAAGAUUGAAAAUAAAGAUCGGUGAAGCAAAGAACUUGCCAGGUCGCAGCCAUGGCACCGCGUGCCACCGAGACAUAUACUGCGUGCUGUCGCUCGACCAGGAAGAAAUAUUUCGCACGUCCACCAUGGAGAGAACGCUCAAUCCAUUUUUCGGUGAAGAAUUCCAGUUCGAGGUGCCUCGAAGGUUUCGGUACUUGUCUAUAUACGUGUUCGAUCGUGACAAGCAUCUCAAGCAGGACAAAGUGCUCGGAAAAGUCGCCAUCAAACGAGAGGACCUUCACCGAUACAACAAUAAGGACCACUGGUUUGCCCUGCGGCCUGUCGACGCCGACUCAGAGGUGCAAGGCAAAGCUUACAUCGAACUCACCCUCGAGGACUCCAGGAAAAGGUUGCGGAUGGAACCAAAACCGCCUGACCCGGAUCCGGCAGCGGACAACUGCUCGACGAAAAGUAAAGGGAACAACCUCGUACGGCUGUCGGAGUACUGUAAGGAAAGCAUGAGGUUCGGUUCGUGUUCGAGCUCGACGAGCAAGAAGCUCCUGAGUGCGGUGGCGACGGAGCCGUCGCUGUCGCGCUCCGAGAGCCUGAAGGACCGCGCGCAGUGGACGACGCGCUCGAAGCCGCCCAUGCACACCAUGUGCGAGUCGGACGCGUCGUGCGCGCCCUCCGCCGCCGACUACUGGUCCGACCCCGAGCGGCACUGCGCCGCGCGCGUCGGCCACGACACCAUCCGGCUCCGCGUGCUCGAGUGCUCCGAGCUCACCACCAAGAACGGACAGUGUGACCCCUUCGCUCUCGUCACGUUGUUGUACUCUAACGGACGCAGAGUGGAAAGACGUACUAAACCUAAAAAGAAGACUGUAAACCCACAAUUUGACGAAAUAUUCUGUUUUGAUCUCGUUAUGGAGGCGGAUCCUAAAGACAAGGACGGUUCCCAAUCGGCGGGAGUGGCGUGCGAGGCGAGGGUGUCGGUGUGGCACGACGCCGCCACGCCUGUUUUCCUGGGCGAGGUGAGGUUACAGCUCAGGCAACCGGCGCCAUCCCCUUUACGAGCGUGGUUCUUCCUGACGUCCCGCGCGGGCGGCGCGCUGUCCCGCGGCGCGACGCCGCCGGGCACGCGGCUGUCGGCGGCGGGCAGCGCCACACUCGGCUCGCUGCGGCUGCUGCUGCAGUACACCGUCGACCACGUCUUCCCUAUACACCAGUACAGGCGGCUCGAAGAGCUGUUCUUGCGCAGCGUGCACCAGAAGCCUAUAACGGCUUCAGCGGUGUACAUACUUGGCGAAAUCGUGUCCAGCAAGACGGACGCAGCGCAACCGCUCGUGAGGUUGUUCACACACCAUGAUCUCAUCGUGCCGAUAGUGAAGGAACUGGCCGACGCAGAAAUAUCAGCCCUAACGGACGCCACGACGAUAUUCCGCGGCAACACGCUGGUGUCGAAGAUGAUGGACGAGGCGAUGCGGCUGAGCGGCGCGGCGUACCUGCGCGCCGUGCUGCGGCCCACGCUCGCCGCCGUGCUCGCCGAGCGCCGCCCCUGCGAGAUCGACCCCGCGCGGGUCAAGCCCUCCGCCGCCAUCAGCACCAACCUGGCUAACCUCAAGGACUAUGUCGAACGGGUGUUCGGCGCGAUCACGUCGUCGUAUGAGACGUGUCCGGCGGCGAUGUGCCGGUUGUUCGACGCUCUGCGGCAGUGCGCGGCGCGGCACUUCCCGCGCAACGCGGAGGUGCGCUACUCCGUCGUGUCAGGGUUCAUAUUCCUGCGGUUUUUUGCGCCCGCCAUACUCGGCCCCAGACUAUUUGACCUCACCACCGAGCAGAUUGACCCACAAACCAACCGCACGCUGACGCUGAUUUCGAAGACUAUUCAAUCACUAGGCAACCUUGUGAGCAGCCGGUCCGCGCAGCAGGUGUGCAAGGAGGAGUACAUGGCCGAACUGUACCGCAGCUUCUGCACGCCACGACAUGUGCAAGCAAUAAAGCAGUUCCUAGAAAUUAUCUCCACCAGCACCGACACGCAAAACAACAAUGUACACGACGCUCCAGUUCUUUUGAAGGAAGGCACGAUGAUCAAGCGGUCGGAGGGCGUGCGCGGCGCGGGCGCGGGUGCGGGCGGCGCGGGCGCGGGCGCGGGCUCGCCGCGCCGCCGCUGGACGCGCGCCGCGCACUCGCACGCCAAGCGCAGGCACUUCCGGCUCACCAGCGGAGAGCUGUGGUGGUCGCGUUGCGGCGCCAAGGCUCCGGCGCGGCGACUGUCGCUGGGCGGCGUGCUGGCGGUCGGGCCCGUCGACUGUCCGCCCGCCGGCGCGCCACUCGGCGCCAACAAUAUCUUUCAGAUAGUGCACCGCGAGCGUGUGAUGUUCGUCCAGGCCAGCAACUGCGUGGAGCGCGCAGAGUGGGUGCGUCUGCUGUCCGCCCUGUGCCGCCGCUCGCCCGCCGCGCCGCUGCACACCGGCUACUAUGCCGACACUCACUGGACGUGCUGUGAUCGCGCCGAAGCGGAUGCCGAGGGUUGUGGCGGCACGGAUGGCGCGGCGGCCGGAGAGGGCGCGGGGGGUGGCGCGGUGGCACUGGCGCUGCGGCUCGACCCCGCGCGCGACCUGCAGCGGCUGCACGCGCUGCUCGUGGCGCACGCGCCCGCGCUCGACGACCGCUUGCACCGACCCACAGACACUGUAAGUGCCGAAGAGCGGGAGGCAGAAGCGGCGACUCUUCGUGAACUACAAGAGACCAUGUUUAACCUGGAACAUCAACACCGUAUAUAUCGCCGCUCACUCGCCAGGGAGACUAAAUAUGGCAGCAAACAAGCACCCAUCGGCGACGAUAACUAUCUUCAUCUGGCGGGUGCUGGUGCGGGUGCUGGCGGCGGCGCUGGUGUGGAGUGUGGGCCGCUGGCGUGGCGCACCUGGCGCGGCGACUGCGCGCUUGGUGUGGACCUCGACGGCAAACCACUGCAGCAACGCGCGCCAGACCUCGCCUCCAGCACCGAGUCACUGCGCCUCGCACGCCACGCUGACGAACGCUCCUCGGGCAAGUCCACGCGCUCCGCCGGCAGUGGCUACCUCACGAUGUCAUGCAUUCGACACGAGCCGGCCGAAGACAGUGACGCAUCGGCAGAGAGACCCGCGCGCCCGCCCAAGCCCACGCGCCUCUCCCCGCCGCGCGCGCCCGCUUCGCCGCCUUGCGAGUAUGUGCACGUGGAGCCUCCGCCGCGCUGUCGCGAGUACGAGCUGAUGGCUAACUUCGCGAGCCGCGCGCGGGUCGCAGACGACGACACGCCGCCCGCCGUGCCGCCCCGGACUCGUCCUCGUGCCGCUGACCCGCCCACGUCACCACCGGAGCCAGCGCCGCGACCGCCGAGCUCUGCCGACGCCGUAUCCACCGACGAUAGCCUGCUCGAUGAAUUACAAAGAGAUGCCUAUUGUGUGCUAAGAGUUUGUGAAGAUGAUCCACCUGUAACUGUAGAAUCGGCUGCCAAAACUGAGCCUGUCACCGAACCGCAUCCGUGUGCAUCCGAGGGUGUGGACGAACCUUUCUCGCGGUCCAGUGCACAGCGAAAGUCAAAUCCAACAAGAAGUAGAGCAAGUCCAGCGCGACCUUUAAAAACGUCAAGCUCGACGUCAAAUGUGGCAGAUGCAGGUACGACUCAGUCCCGCCCACUUGCUGAACGGCUAACGCCUUUUUUCCUAAAAAGAAAACCGAAACAAACAGAGGAGGCAUCGGCGACUAGUGCUAGUACAAAACGUGAAGACAACCUGAUCGGUCGAUUGACUCCUCGAUUCGGACAAUCCCGUCUGCAUGGUCGAGGUCGGUCGCUGGAGUUGGCGCCGCCGGAGCCUCGUCCGCGACGAAUUGAGCGUUCAGCGACUACGGUCAACAUCCCUACACGUCCGAUAAACUCUUCAAUCGUAGCCAAUUUAAAGUUUUUUAGUUUGCAUCGAUACGGUCCUCAAGAAGACGUACAGUGUCGCGGGUUUGCGCGGACCGAGGAGGAAGGAGCGGACGCUGGCGGCAGUGAUACGACAGAAGGCGAGGCGUGGCGGCGCACUCACGGCAACUCUGCGUCACUGCUGACGGCGGCAUCCAAUGACAUCAGACUGUAGCGUCAGCGGCGCCCGUCCGGCUCGUCGAAGCGACUCCGAGCGCUGUUGCGCUUCGGCGGUGAACGCGAGCGCGGGGCGGGAGUGUAGAUAUAAGGGACUUUAAAUAACUGUAUUAUUCUCGAAACAAAACGUGAACCCGAUGCCGGCAUCCGGUUACGCGCCUAUUAUACGUAUUCUUAAUGGUCUGCUAGGCGUGCUCUUAUACAAAAUUAAGUUGAUAGUGUGCUGGGUAUUUGAUGAGGAUGUGGUCAUCAAUCGAAUGUUAGUUCUUGUAGCGCGAAUGAUGUGGAAUUUUACAUGCAUUUUCUAAUCACAGAUGUGACCUUACGCCGUGACGUACAUUUGUGUCAUAAAUUAUACCUUUUAUUGCAUGUAUUAGUCACGAAUUUAAUAACAAAUAGAUUUGGACUUGGUUAAUGACUUAAUAUGGAAUGAUUGUAGUGACUACAGUGUAGUUAAACUGCAAUUAUUAUGCAGAAUGGACAUUCAAACUGGAACUUGCUACCAUUUGAAAGUACUUAAGUUUGAAUAUUUUGAUAUUAUGCUGAUUGUCGAUGUAAAUCCGUGCGUGAGUGCCUCCAGACAUGCCCUCUAUGGUAAUCAAUUAUUUAAUAUGCUAUGUCAAAUUAUGGCCUUAAUAUUUAUUGCGCGUGAGAUCACGGCCUUCGAUUUAAAACACCAUUUACUUAAACUGUGAUUCACUUUACAAACUCAGCUCAUAUUUUAAAGUGUUGUAAUGUAAUUUUAGUCUGUAUAUAGCAUUAGUCAAUUAUGAAAAUGUUGAGAAAGUCGAAUAUUAAAAACUCGUCAGAGAUGUAUUUUGAUGAUUAGUUUUAUGAAUGAAUACUUUGUAUUAAUACAAUUUUCUUAUUUAGCGUUUGAAACGGCUAUUAUACUGUCAAGGAGUACUUCUUGCACAAUAAUAUUAGAACACAUAAUUCUUGAAACUAAUUUUGAAUGUUGCCUUGUAAAAUUUAUAUACCGUGUAAAUAGUUAAUGAUAGUAUAAAUUCCAAACUAAGUUGAAUGAGAGUCUUUUGUGUUGUUUUUACAUUUUGUCAUGAAUCCAGGUAGUAACUUUGAAAGUUAAUGACCACUCCGCCACAGUAAUGUUAACAUUACCGUGGCUAUGAUUAGGACUGCACUCACUUAAAGCAACUAACAUAACAGAAAUAGUAAAAAUAGUAGACACAUUAAAUAGUGUUCUUAGGAAUUAUUAUUGUCACAUGUGUAAAAUGUAUCAUAAUAUCGCAUAUAAUGCACCCAGUAGCUGGCUCUUGUAAGUACAUAUUUGCCAACUGAAUGUUGCCAUAUACAUAUAUAAAUUAUAGAUAAUAAUAUAUUUAAGAACUCUAUGCCGUUAUACCUGUAUACCUCUUUCAACUUUUGUUUGGAUAUUCAAGUAACUUCAAUUUGAUUUAGAUAUUUCAAUAUUGUCUAGAAGAGGCAUGGUGAUAGCCAAUACCAUUUUGUUUCUCUAGUGAUUAUAUUAGUCUUACCUGUUGUGGUGCUGAAUGAAACUGUUUAUAGUAGUAACUGAGAAUAAGAUGCAAUACAUGCAUGGUACUGUAUUACUUAAGUAUUUAUUUGGAAGUAUAAUGGCACUGUUAUGUUUAAUAAAAGAAAACUCAUGUAUGUAUGUACGUUACGCGAGUUGUUGUCUUAUUUGUAGAUGAAUGAUUCGGUUUAAUUUUAAGAAUCAAAUAAUGUACAAAUUAAUAUUGCUAAAAAUAUAUAAUGUUAUUUAUUUCAUC
This is a messenger RNA of Manduca sexta (tobacco hornworm), 6485 nucleotides long. It is a transcript of the gene RasGAP1, whose product is annotated as GTPase-activating protein. Lineage: Eukaryota; Metazoa; Arthropoda; Insecta; Lepidoptera; Sphingidae. The record is from RefSeq and is a predicted model, not a curated record. Gene Ontology annotation, biological process: regulation of GTPase activity; intracellular signal transduction. The coding region runs from base 569 to 4732 and encodes 1387 amino acids. The transcript has 16 exons.